AAUUUGUGAAGAUACAAUUCGAAUGAAUUUUUAAUAGCUUUGCUUGCUACAACACUAUCCAAGUCCUCACUCUAUAUGUCCAACUAAAUAGUUUUGAAAGGUCAAAAUAUUUGAGCUUUUGCAUAAAUCGAUCUGAAAGCCUAAUCACUAAGGAAUUAACUUACUCUAGUCAUCAUAACGCACAUCUACCCCUAAAAGAUCUUAAGGUGUUAAUAGGUUCGUAGCUAAUAUCAGGUAUGCAUGGAGAUGUGUCAAUAUUGAUGAAGAUGUUAAUAGGGCACGAUUUGAAAUGGAUCUGGAAUUCUACUCAUCUACUCAUUUGAAAUACUGCUUUCUCCUAGCACUCCCAAUUUUGUUAAUAUGGGUUAUCUUGGUUCCGAUAAUUGCACUUAAGGUAGUGUUACAUAACAAGGACCAUAUGUUCCAAGGAUUUACUCCAAAUCGCUUCUAUUGAGAAUUCAUAAAUCUCUUAAGAAAAUUCUUAUCAGUAUUCUGUCUAGUCUUUUCGACAUACACUAGAAUUGUCUUUGAAACAAUGAUCUUAUUCAUUACAUCAAGAGUUCAGAUUUCACUAAAACCUUACAAAGAAGAGAAGCACAACAAAAUAGAAGUUCUAGCUAUAAAUGCUUGCAUUAUGACAAUUCUAUCAGAUUUGACUUUCUCAGAGUCAGCAAAAGUUGAAUCAUUAGAUACAUGAGAAUUGCUGCUUGCUCUAAUCGCCCACUCGAUAUUCGUUGGUCAUUGGAUCAGCUUACUCUCAAGAUCAUUUGGAGAAAAAUCAAAGUUUGCCAGAACGAUUUUUGGCAUAUUAGAAUGCCUCUUCUGUAUUGGUGAUACUAUAAAAAAUGAGAUAAGCGGAAAAGAAGUCAACAAACAGCAAGCUUCAGAUAUAAACAGUAAUAACCGAUGUUAAUAUCCUACAGAAAUCCCUGAAGAAAGCACGGACAGACACAAUAAACAUGGCUUAUCCAGUAUUUCUUGAAAUUUGACAUAAUCUCAGUCGCUGGAAUUGAGUCCCUACUAUUCUCACCACUAAAUGUGUUACGAAUUACUUAUUCCUCA
Messenger RNA from Moneuplotes crassus, 1062 nucleotides. NCBI's taxonomy places the organism in Eukaryota, Ciliophora, Spirotrichea, Euplotida, Euplotidae. The record is from the annotation of a GenBank genome assembly.